GGAGCCGGCUCCGAGCGUGGCAAGGAAGGCAAGCCAGGAAGCAGGCAGCGCGGUGCGGGAAGCGGCGCCGAGCCGGUGAACCAUGCAGGCGAGCUCCAAGCAGGCGGUGCAGGCGGCGGCGCAGGAGCUGCUGAAGUUUGUGACGCGGAGCCCCUCCCCUUUUCAUGUGGUGGCUGAGUGUCGGAGCCGCCUGCUUCAGGCUGGCUUCCAGGAGCUGAAGGAAACAGAACACUGGGAUAUUCAGCCUGACCGGAAGUAUUUUGUGACCAGAAACUACACCACUUUGGUUGCCUUUGCUGUGGGGGCCCAGUUCCAGCCAGGCAAUGGCUUUAGUGUGAUUGGAGCCCACACGGACAGUCCCUGUCUGCGGGUGAAGCGCUGCUCUAAGCGUGUCCAGGAGGGCUCAGUCCAGGUGGCUGUGGAGACCUAUGGGGGUGGCAUCUGGAACACCUGGUUUGACCGUGACCUCUCUGUUGCUGGAAGAGUCAUUAUCAAGGACUUGGCCACAGGACGGCUGGAGCAGCAGCUGAUGAGGGUGGAGCGCCCCAUUCUCCGCAUCCCACACCUGGCCAUUCACCUCCAGCGCAAUAUCAAUGAAAGCUUUGGGCCAAACACCGAGCACCACCUGGUCCCAAUUCUGGCCUCAGAAGCCCAGGAGGCACUGGAGAAGGAAGUUUCCAUGACUGACAGUGCCUGUGCCUCGUCUUUUCAGCAGAAUCGCCACUCUCCAGUCCUGGUGUCCCUUAUCUGCUCCCAGCUGGAGGUGAAACCUGAGCAGGUGGUAGAAAUGGAGCUGUGUCUGGUGGAUACGCAGCCUCCGGCACUAGGUGGCGCCUUCAAUGAAUUUAUAUUCUCCCCUCGCCUGGACAACCUCCACAGCUGCUUUUGUGCCCUGCAGGCUCUGAUUGAAUCUACGGAAAAGCCUGGUGCACUGGCCCAGGAGCCAAAUGUACGACUGAUUGCACUUUAUGACAACGAAGAGGUUGGGUCAGAAAGUGCACAAGGGGCUGCAUCCCUCCUGACAGAGCUGAUCCUUCGGCGCAUCUCGUCUUCGCCCCAAAACCUGACAGCAUUUGAGGAAGCGGUACCAAAGUCCUGCAUGAUCAGCAUGGACAUGGCCCAUGCGGUGCACCCCAACUACUCGGACAAGCAUGAUAAAAACCACCGCCCAGAGUUCCACAAGGGGCCUACAAUCAAAGUGAACAGCAACCAGCGGUAUGCUUCUACGGCUGUCACUGAGGCACUGAUCCGUGAGAUUGGCAGUCGUGUGGGUGUCCCCCUGCAAGAGUUCAUGGUUCGGAACGACUCUCCCUGUGGCACAACCAUUGGGCCCAUCCUGGCCUCCCGCCUUGGCAUGCGUGUCCUGGAUAUGGGCUGCCCGCAGCUGGCCAUGCACUCCAUCCGGGAGAUGUGCUGCACCUCGGGGGUCCUUCAGUCCAUCACUCUUUUGAAGGGCUUCUUUGAGUGGUUUCCCAUGCUGGAUCAGGAACUGAUGAGCAACUGACAAGCACCUCAAAUGCAGGAAGAGGCGUCUCUCCCCGACUCCCCAUCACCUUCGUUAGGCUGGAUAACAAUUAAAAUAUUCACACAUA
Molecule: messenger RNA, 1592 nt
Organism: Varanus komodoensis (Komodo dragon)
Lineage: Eukaryota; Metazoa; Chordata; Lepidosauria; Squamata; Varanidae
Gene: DNPEP
Product: aspartyl aminopeptidase
Exons: 15
Coding region: 83-1504 (473 amino acids)
Biological process (GO): proteolysis
Molecular function (GO): aminopeptidase activity; zinc ion binding
Source: RefSeq, a predicted model, not a curated record